AACAAACCCUCCAAGGUCAAAAUGAAUACAGAUAGCGGUGGGUGUGUUCGCAAACGUGCUGCCAUGUCUGUCACAUUAACAUCUGUGAAGAGAGUUCAAAGUUCUCCAAACCUAUUGGCUGCAGGGCGUGAUUCUCAGUCACCAGACUCAGCUUGGCGAUCUUACAAUGACCCAAAUCCAGAGACACUGAACGGAGAUGCUCCAUAUUCCUCUCUUGCAGCAAAAGGCUUUAGAAGUGUUCGACCAAAUUUGCAAGAAAAGAGAUCAGCAACCCAGAGCCAGGUCACAGUGAAUGGGAACUCCGGAGGCGCUGUGAGUCCAAUGAGUUACUAUCAGAGGCCGUUUUCCCCUUCAGCCUACUCUCUGCCUGGCUCACUCAAUUCCAGCAUCAUCAUGCCGCAUGGCCGGUCACUUGACUCCACAGAGGCGUACGCGCAGCAUGCGCAGUCCCUGGACGGGACCUUGGGCAGCUCCAUCCCGCUCUACAGAUCCUCAGAGGAAGAGAAGAGGGUGACCGUCAUCAAAGCCCCGCACUACCCGGGGAUCGGGCCCGUGGACGAGUCCGGCAUCCCCACGGCCAUCAGAACGACGGUCGACAGACCGAAGGACUGGUACAAGACGAUGUUCAAGCAAAUUCACAUGGUGCACAAGCCGGAUGAUGACACAGACAUGUAUAAUACUCCUUACACAUAUAACGCAGGCCUACACAACUCGCCCUACAGUGCUCAGUCACAUCCUGCUGCAAAGACCCAGACCUACAGACCCCUCUCCAAAAGCCACUCGGACAAUGGCACAGAUGUCUUCAAGGAGGCCUCCUCCCCUGCCCCUCGGCCAUGUGUUCCUCCUCCAGUCCCACCGCUUCGACCAAGAGAUUGGGCUUCAACAGAAAAGCAUGACUGGGAUCCUCCAGACAGAAAAGUCGACACAAGAAAAUUUCGUUCUGAGCCCAGGAGUAUUUUUGAAUAUGAACCUGGGAAGUCGUCAAUUCUGCAGCAUGAAAGACCAGCCUCCUUGUAUCAACCCAACAUCGACAGAAGCCUGGAGAGACCCACUAGUUCUGCAAGCCUGGCCAGUGACUUCAGGAAAAGGAGGAAGAGCGAGCCGGCCGUGGGGCAGCCCCGGGGCCUGGGGGACCCCAGGGCCAGCAGGACCAGCCCAGGCCGGGCGGACCUCCCGGGAUCAAGCGCCACCCUGACGAAGUCUUUCAUUAGUUCUUCCCCCUCCUCCCCGUCCAGAGCAAAAGGUGGGGAUGACAGCAGAGUGUGUCCACCCCUUUGCAGUUGCUCAGGGCCCCACGGUAGCCCCUGCAAUGAGGUAGAUUACUGUAACACUUACAGACAGCACCUGGACGUCCCGCGCGACUCGCAGAGGGCCAUGGCUUUCAAAAACGGCUGGCAGAUGGCCCGGCAAAACGCAGAGGUCUGGAGCAGCACCGAAGAAACAGUGUCCCCCAAAAUCAAAUCCCGGAGCUGUGACGAUCUCCUCAACGAUGACUGCGACAGCUUCCCUGACCCGCAGACCAAGUCGGAAAGCAUGGGCUCUCUGCUGUGCGAAGAGGACCCCAAGGACAGCGGCCCCAGCCCCUGGGCCUCCCCCUACGUCCCGGAGGGUCGCAGUAACGGCAGGUCACGGCUCCGCCACAGGCCGGCCCACAGCGCCCCCGGGUUCCUAAAACUGUACAAGAAGAUGCACCGCAUUAACCGGAAGGACCUGAUGAACUCGGAGGUGAUCUGCUCGGUGAAGUCGAGAAUAAUGCAGUAUGAAAACGAGCCGCCCAGCAGGGGCCUGCUCCACGGGUGGAGCCAGUCCUCAGCCGAGGAGGUGCCCAGGGACAUGGUCCCCACCCGCAUCUCUGAAUUUGAAAAGUUGAUUCAGAAGUCAAAGUCCAUGCCAAAUUUAGGGGACGAAAUGCUGUCUCCUGUCAUCCUAGAACCACAGCAAAAUGGGUUAUGUCCCAAGAGGCGCUUUUCCAUCGAGUCUCUGCUGGAGGAAGAAAACCCGAGCAGACACCCUUGUCAGAUGCCACGAACCUACCAGCCCAAAGCUCUGGUGCCCAUCCAGAUCGAGGUCACCAGUGACGAGCAACCGAGGACUCAGGCGGAGCUUUCCGACAGCGACCAAGACGGAGUGGUGUCCGACCACAGUGACUACAUUCACGUCGAAGGAUCGUCCUUCUGCAGUGAGAGCGACUUCGAUCACUUUUCCUUCACAUCCUCUGAAAGUUUUUAUGGGUCCAGCCACCACCACCACCACCAUCACCACCUCCAUCAUCGGCACCUCAUCAGCUCCUGCAAAGGCAGGUGUCCUGCCUCUUACACUCGGUUCACCACGAUGCUAAAACACGAGAGAGCUAAGCAUGAAAAUACCGAAGAGCCCAGAAGACAAGACAUGGACCCGGGCCUUUCAAAACUUGCAUUUCUAGUCAGUCCUGUGCCUUUCCGGAGGAAAAAACAUUCGACUCCCAAAAAACAGACUGAAAAGGCAAAAUGUAAAGCGUCUGUAUUUGAGGCUCUGGACUCUGCCCUUAAAGACAUUUGUGACCAGAUUAAAGCUGAAAAGAGAAGGGGGAGUUUGCCAGACAACAGUAUACUGCACCGUCUCAUCAGUGAGCUGAUGCCAGAUGUCCCCGAAAGGAAUUCAUCCCUUACAGCUCUGAGCAGGAGCCCCACGCACCAGCCUUCCCACCCACUGCCUCGAGAUGGUGCUGCGCACUGUCCGUUGUACCAGAACGAUUGUGGGAGAAUACCUCACAGUGCCUCUUUCCAAGACAUGGACACCAACAACAACAGCUACCACCACCAAGACCACGAGAGUGCACUGAGUCUCCAAGACCGUGAGUCCCCUCGAAGUUACUCGUCCACUUUCACUGACUUGGGAAGAAGCUCACCAAGGGAAAGAAGAGGAACUCCAGAUAAAGAGAAAUUGCCUGCAAAAGCUGUUUAUGAUUUUAAGGCUCAGACAUCUAAGGAGCUGUCAUUUAAGAAAGGAGAUACAGUCUACAUCCUCAGGAAAAUUGAUCAGAACUGGUAUGAAGGAGAGCUCCAGGGGAGAGUGGGCAUUUUUCCGAUCUCCUACGUGGAGAAACUCACACCUCCUGAAAAAGCACAGCCCGCCAGACCACCUCCCCCCGCGCAGCCUGGAGAAAUCGGAGAAGCUGUAGCCAAGUACAACUUCAAUGCGGACACGAAAGUAGAGCUGUCGCUGAGAAAGGGAGAUAGAGUUAUUCUUCUCAAAAGAGUUGAUCAAAACUGGUACGAAGGUAAAAUUCCAGGAACCAACAGACAAGGCAUCUUCCCUGUUUCCUAUGUAGAAGUCGUCAAGAGGAACCCAGCCAAAGGUGCCAAGGAUUACCCCGACCCUCCAAUACCCCACAGCUAUUCAAGCGAUAGAAUCCACAGCUUAAGUUCAAAUAAGCCACAGCGUCCUGUGUUUACUCAUGAAAACAUUCAAGGUGGGGGGGAACCAUUUCAGGCUCUGUAUAACUAUACCCCUAGGAAUGAAGAUGAGCUGGAGCUCAGAGAAGGUGACAUCAUCGAUGUGAUGGAAAAAUGUGAUGACGGAUGGUUUGUGGGAACCUCAAGAAGAACCAAAUUCUUUGGUACUUUCCCGGGAAACUAUGUCAAGAGGCUGUGAACCGCCCUCCCCCAUUGAUGCUGCAUUUCAGCACAUCUGCCGUCACCUGCCUGAAAGGUGCCACCCGCCGCAGGCCUCCCGCUGUCAUGCCUUAUGGUUUCCAGUAGAAGUCACCCCACCACCAGCUCCACCCGCCACCGAACCAGCAGCAAAGUAACUGCCAGGGCCCCAGGGAGGUUGGCAGGCUUGUUCCACGGUGACAGUGCACAUUCCUGCUUCUGCUCUGAACUGCAAAGUCUGUGUGUUGGGAUCAGAAAGAAAACCGCUCUCCUCUAGAAAGGCUUAACUACUUGAGGCAAAAAAUGCAAGUGUCUCAAGGAGGCUCCCCGGUCCACUUUGGAAGAUGCCUCUCCCCUCAGGCAACCAGAAGAUGGUUGAUCACUAAUGAACCGUGGUGUGCAUUUCCACACUCUUAGCUUGGCAGUGUAUUUUCCUUUCACAAGUUUGCCUAGUGUCCUCGUUUACACAAUAUGACAACUGUACUUCAGCUAUCGUUUGCCUGCACUUAUAUGUUGUAAUAUGCACAGUGAUCACAAAACCCACAGCAGGAGCGGGGAAGUUCAUUCGGAUGAGUGUGAUUUUUGUUCAUUGAAUGUGAGUUUUCAAAUAGCAGCCUUUUCCUGCAAUUCUUUUGUACUUUUUAGAAGUGCAAACAGUAAGUGAAUAAGAGCUUUUGGUAAUAAUCAUGAGACUAUAAGCAGUUUAGCUAGACUACAAAUAAAAAAAAAUAUUGUGUUGUAAAGUUGCAUUGCUAUUUUAUAUUAAAAUGUAAUAAUCAGCAUCAUAAACAAGGAGCUCUUAGUGUUUUAUUUAUCUGAUAAAAUUUAAAUAAAAGCAGUGUUAGUGAGAGGUGCAAAAAGUUAUUCUAACAUAGACACUUGAAAGUAUCCGUAAGCAAUAUUCAUAGUUAAGAUUUCACUGUGUGUGCACAUAUACAUUUGCGAUUGUAUGAGAACAGGCAAUCCAUAUGAUAUGCUGUACGUUUUAUGGAAAUGUAAAAGAAGCCCACACAUUAUUUUAUAGAAAAAGAGUACUUUAGAAGCAUCACAGGUAUUAAGGCUGGUUUUAGCAAGGAUUAGGAUCAGUACAAUUAUUUUUACUAUGAUAACUAUUUUUCUUCUAUGGAACUCAGAAUCCUGGCUACAUUUGAGGACAGGAGUAUGUUGAGCCUGAUUUUCCUGGUGUGUGUAAAAUAUUUCCUCGAAAUACAUUAGGCACUUUUUAGAAGCAAUGUUAAAUCACUCAGGUUCAAUUUUCUGCCCUGAAGUAGAAAUUUACAAAAUGAUAUUGGGACCUGAAAGAUUUAAUGUGGUUCAGUGCCAGAAUCACACACCCCUGAGAAUUAGCUUUGUAUUUCUUAUGACUUUGCCUAAGAACUAUUCAUAUUUGGAUCUUGAGCACCUUAUAGAUAAAACUUUUUAUGGCAUUUCUUCUGUGGACAGUGAUUGAUCUUUUCACGAUGUACGUAGACUCUAGAAUUUUGUACAGAUGUUUGCUCUUUUUUUUUUUGUACAGACUAUUUAGCUGUUGAGAAAACAAGGGAAUUUCCUAACUUGGUCUUUAUCCUUCACUGAAACUAAGCUGAAGAUUAUUCUUUACAUAUCCCACAGAUCAUAAGCACGCCUUGAUAGUGUGAUUCUGUAAGAUAGCAUCCGUGCAAAAGUUUAUGAGCUUAAAAGAUCUAAGCAAUCAAAUGGAAACGUACGUAAAUACCGAGCACAGAGGAAUGUCAAUAGGAAGAAAGUAAAGAGACAUCUGUGAGCAGCCUGGCUUGGUUGCUGUCAAGUUCACUACCAGCUUUAUACUUUAAAGGCUUUGGGUUUAAAAUGAGGUCACCUGCAUGCAGCUUUGCUGAUAAAUGAAAUUAUCUCCCAUGCCAUUUAUGGGGAAAAACUUCAAUAUCUGUUGCCUGUCAUAUUUAAGAAAAAAUACUGUUUCUACUCCCUGUAUCUGCUUUUAAAAGAAAAAAAUAUUCAUACCUGGCUUGCAGGUAAUUGACUUUGAAUUCUUACAA
This is a messenger RNA of Molossus molossus (Pallas's mastiff bat), 5647 nucleotides long. RefSeq names its product sorbin and SH3 domain containing 2 (gene SORBS2). Lineage: Eukaryota; Metazoa; Chordata; Mammalia; Chiroptera; Molossidae. The coding region runs from base 22 to 3633 and encodes 1203 amino acids. Gene Ontology annotation, cellular component: dendrite; neuronal cell body; plasma membrane. Gene Ontology annotation, biological process: Notch signaling pathway. The transcript is spliced from 21 exons. The record is from RefSeq and is a predicted model, not a curated record. Gene Ontology annotation, molecular function: protein binding.